AUGGAUGAAGUGGAAAAGGCAAUACGUAAUCCACCCAGCGACACUUUAAGUAUUUCACCUAGACAUUCCCUCUCAAGAAGCAAAGAGAGUUCGGAAAGGCCAGAUGAAGAACUUGAAACCCUAUCGAGUGGGGACUCGGAUGGAUCUUCAGACGAAGAAUUUGCAUUUGCCUCAAAAAAUUUAACUAGAGAGACAAUAUCGAAAUGUAUGUCUGAUUUAGGCAUGGACAAUAUUUCGGACAUGGACGAAUCAAAGUUGCUUCUCAAAUAUUUUAGGUAUUGGUCAUUGGAUGAUUUGUCAAAAAACUUGACUGGGCUUUUGAAGGACGUGAAUUCUGAUUUAGUUGAACUUGUGAAUGACAACUACAUGAAAUUCAUAUCGCUUGGAAAUUCUCUAGAUGGAUGCUCUGAUUCAGCCAAUGAUGUGAAGAUUGAAGUUUUAAAUUAUAGGCAGAAGCUACAGGCAGAGAACUCAAACAUUAUAUCUGAUUUGAACAUGACUGACGGGGUUUUAGGGUAUAAAAGACAACUUACAAUGUACCAACAUGCAAUUAAAUUGCUUAUUGUGCUAAACGAACAAACAGAGACUUUCGGCCGCCUUUGCAAAGGUGAACAAACAGAAAAACGAAUAAGACACAUUGUGGCAUUAUACAUCAGCAUGAAUAAACAGUAUUCAGGAUUAGUGAAGAUGAUGAAUGACACAGGAAACGGAAUCAAGGUGCUUAAGAGCUCUGAGAUGAUGCGCACACUAAGCAGACGAAUGAACGCAUUACGGAUGGAAUUUCGAAGUCUUAUAGAAACACAAAUGGAAAGUCUGAGAACAAGCGGGAAAACACAUGAAGAUAAUGUGCACAUAUUUGAGCUAUUAAAGCUGUAUCAAGUGGCUGUUGAAAGUGAGAAGGAGUACGCACAAGGAAAUUAG
This is a messenger RNA of Brettanomyces bruxellensis, 921 nucleotides long. RefSeq lists its product as uncharacterized. The record is from RefSeq and is a predicted model, not a curated record. The transcript has a single exon. The coding region runs from base 1 to 921 and encodes 306 amino acids. NCBI's taxonomy places the organism in Eukaryota, Fungi, Ascomycota, Pichiomycetes, Pichiales, Pichiaceae.